Molecule: messenger RNA, 1989 nt
Organism: Thelazia callipaeda (thelaziosis nematode)
Lineage: Eukaryota; Metazoa; Nematoda; Chromadorea; Rhabditida; Thelaziidae
Source: the annotation of a GenBank genome assembly
AUGGAUUACAACGUUAGCUAUUCAUUCUCUCAGCUUAUAUUAUUUUCUUGGUUGAUCUCAGUGGUAUCAUGGACUGGUGAUCAUUUAAAAUGGUUGCCACCAUUCAAUAAUCACAAUAAAAUUUCUGAAUUAUGUACAGCAAGCAAUCGAGAAUUAAUUAUGAGCCAUUCUGGACUUCAUCGACUAUUCCGUCAUGAUGUAUUAUGUUGGCGUGAAACCGAGCAUUACGUGCCACCGCGUUAUGCGGCUUUAGUAUGGUUUAUGCAGUCUCUUCAGUACUGUGAAGUAAAUAAUGUAGUUACUUGGAAACGAUCGGAGAUUUAUUAUAAUCAAACGUUUCAAAUAUUGUUCACACGUGCUGCUUUCGCUCUGGUUUGCCAGCAAAAUGAUGAUAUUCAUAUUUUUGGAUUAACAAAAUAUGCAAGUUUAUUCCAAAUGCUCUUUGAAGAAAGCAAUUCAGACCGCAGAAUUAUAUGCGAACGAAUACAAAUUAUCCAUGCUGAAUUAUUCGAACGUUGCAUUGUUUGCAAGCCAAUCGGGAGGCUACGUCAUUUAAAUAAGAUGUGCUCGGGGCGAUCAGAAGUACGCCUUAUUAAAAUGCGCUCUAUCUUCGAACGCUUUUCACGCAAUUGCCUUACGUUUAGCGAUUUCGUUACAUAUACAUUGCCAAAUUAUACGUCACUUGGUCAAGCUCUUUCUAAUGACGUUUAUUUUCUGAACUUAUUGAGCGGCUACCUUAUCGCAGCCAUUAGUGAUGAGAGUCGUUUAAUGGAAGUUAUGAUGAAAACACGUUUUUUGCUCCAACUUUUCAGUAUCACAGCCAUAAAACUGCAACGUCGUCUUGGAAAAUUUGACAUGUUAGAACUAAAUUAUACUGUAUUAUUUGAAUUUUUUUCUAGAACUAUCGCUUGGUUCGCUAAAAUUGGCCUAUACAUCGAAGCAUUUCUUUUGCUUUUAGUAUUAUUUGUCACUAUAAUCUUAUUAUCACUAUUAUGGAAAUCAUAUAAGCAUCUCUCAACGGCAACAGCAUUAUUCAUAUUCAAUAUAAUAUUUUCUAAUACUUUAUUCAUUUUAUCAUUUAAUUUUGAUGGGUCAAUGCCAGCAUCACUGGUCAUUGCUGAAACACUCAAUGCAAAUUUAUUCCAAAGUAACAUAUUUUUCCAUCAAAUAAUUCAAGAAACGCUCUAUUCACUUGCCCAAAAUGGAUCACUUCUUGGCCUUCUCAAUUUACUUCUUCUUGUCUUGGUUGUUAUAAAUCGUUCGAUGGCUGGUAAAACAAUGAGAUUAUCGCGAAUGUGUGUAAUUUUGGUAUUUUCAUUUGUUUGGGUAUUUUUAUUUAUUGCACAUUCACUAUUUUCAUUUCUACAGCUCAUAGCAAUCAGUUCUAUGGGACGAAUGAUCACAGCUUUAGUAUUAUCCAAUUAUGGUAUCUUCCGUGAUCUUUGUGAUCGAGUUUCACCGUUUCACAAUUUUGGUGUUUAUUUAUUACGUGGUCACACGUUUUUCACGCUAACGUUUCUAGCAGUAGCAUUUUCGGUAUUUGUUAUAACAGUCUGUUAUAAUCGCAGCAUCCGUCGACAAGACACAAUUCUAAAUGAAAAUGAGAAAACACGUGAACAUACAGUUGCUCAAAAACGUCGAGAAAUACUUAUCGAUACUUUAUUAUUAUCAAUUUUUGCAUUUUUCAUUUCGGUCGCUGGACAAACUUUUGUUGAAAUAGCUGUAUUUUGGGCUAAAAAUCGUCAAGAUGCUGCCAGUUGGGUUCGUUGGUUUCAACUUGUUCGAAUUAUUGCCUUCGUCGAUCCAGUCUUCAAUCCUGUGCUCGUAAUUCUGCGAAUACCAACGAUGAGGUUUUUAUGCUACCGAAAUUCACACCGUUCAUCAUCAUCUUGCCGUAGGAGUCAUAGUACUAUUUCUCAUAGGAAAGGACACAAUUCAAUCAAGCAUUUCUACGAUCUUUUGAAGAAGCUUAAUCUUAUGUCACUUUAG